AAACCCUUUUUUGUUGAAAUAGAAAUGGAUAAAGCCUAUGAAAUUCAAAGACAGGCCCGGGAUAAUGUGAAAUCUUUACAAACAUAUCUAACGGACCUCCAGAAUUGGGAAACAGAGAUGAAACGUAAAGAGGCCGCACUUAACGGCGAGUUUGAGCAGGAUCUCCCCCCUGUGAGGAGUAAAGUCCGAAAAGAAAGGCCAGUUGUAUCGAAAAGGAAACUAGAAAAAAGGAUUCCCGCGUCAGACUACAACGCCUGGGAAAAAUUUGAUGUGGAAAAAGCAUGUGAAGAAGUAGACAUGGCAGAUGUGGGCCCAGCGUCCCUUGAUAGCAAGCACAGUGAGAAAGACAAGCAGGAGAAACUAAGAGAGGAAGCUCAGUAUGAGAAAGAGAGGGGUAAUUCAUUUGUAAAACAAGAGAAAUGGUCUGAAGCCAUAGUUUGUUAUUCAAGAGCUAUUGAGCUUGUUAAAGAUGACGCUAUUUAUUAUGCAAAUAGAGGUCUGUGUUAUCUUAAAAAAGACAGCCUCCACCAAGCAGAGAAAGAUUGCACCGAAGCACUCAAACUAGAUCCAACUUAUGUUAAAGCACUGCAGAGACGGGCAACUGCCAGGGAACGUCUAGGCUCUCUGAGAGCCGCCUCUAGUGACCUAAAUGAGGUUUUGAAGCUGGAACCGCACAAUGCGGCCGCGAAAAGGCAACUCGAAGCUAUCAAAACUAGAAUGGGAACUAAAGGGGCAAAAUCUAAAUCAUCGCCGUCCUCAACGCCAACAAUAGAAGUGCAACCGAUAACAAAAACGGCUCAACCGAAAGUGGUAGAACUCGAGACAACGGAACCGACGCCGCUUGAGAAAUGGAGAGAUGGCGUCGGAGAGAACAUUACCGUCAUCAAGCCUGUGAAAAAACCGCCGCAUUUGCGAUCUAAGAGAGCACUUAAACACAUAACAAUACAGGAAAUACCGUUCGGAUGUAACAAACCCAAAUCGGUCACUAAAAUAGACCUAGAUAGCCUAGCUCAAGGAGAUUCCAACAACAAUUCAGACUCUGCGAAGCCUAAUCUAUCGCCUAAAGGAGACGGGGACAAAAUAGACAUACCCGUGGAGAAAAUGAUUGCUCCGGUGAAUAGCGUUCAGUUUAUGAAUGAGUGGAAGUAUUUAAAGAAUUCCCCCGAAGCUAGGAGUCAUUAUUUAAGUAUUAUAGACCCAUCGGCGAUACCGUCGAUAUUCGCGAACGCAUUAGAGAGCGACGUGCUGUCCCAAGUGCUGCACACGCUGCACGAGCACCGGGAGCAGCUCGCGCGCGCCGCCCGCUACCUGCACGCGCUCACGCGUGUGAAGCGCUUCUCGGCACUCGCUAUGUUCCUAUCGGAUGCGGAUAAGGAAGUGGUCAACAAGCUAUUGGUGCACUGCAAGACGAAAGAGGGUCUCCCCGAUGAUGAAAUAGAUGAACUGAAGAAGAAAUUUGAGCUUUAAUUGGUAUCGGAGUAUUCAUAUGAAAUAUCACUAUUAAUUUAAAUAUAGAAUUGAGUAUUUUUUUUGAAGAGUAAUAUAGAGAAUUGAUAGUGAGACUAGCUUUCCGCCCGCAGCUUCGCUCGCGUGAUAAAAACGUCCGAGGUUUCCUACAUGAUUGCCAUUCUCGUGAGAUUUCCGGAAUUAACUGUCCUGUGUCUUUCUCGAGUUUCAAACUAUAUCUGUACCAAAUUUUAUCCAAAUCGGUUCAGUGGUUAAGGCGUGUAAAAAAGACAGACAGGCUAAGUUUCAUUUCGCAUUUUUAUUACUAGUUAGGAUUCUAAGAAACUUUAAAAUUUGCUAGAGUUCUUAUAUUUCUUGAAAGCGCGGGAAGGAAUCAUUUUGUAUGUUAUUACAACAAUGCAUUAUGUUUUGUGUUAAUUCAAUUGCUUAAUGGAUUUUGAUGAAUUACGUCAAACAGAUAGAUGGAAUCUUCCAGAGACUUAUUAAAGUUUAAUUGAGUUAAUUUUGUUGUUGCUGAUUUAAAGACAUCAUAUAAUAUGGCCAGUGAAAUUGUGUCAAUGUUCGUUUUUUGUGUUUGAUUUAUUAAUAGUGAUAUUAAUAUGAAGUUAGAUAAAUUGAAUUUAAAUGCAGUUUUUGUAUCUAGGUUAGAAUAAGAUAUUGGAGUUUCUUUAUAAAACUACCUACUAAAUGUUUUAAUGAGUCGGAAUGAGUUUUAUUUUUAAGCGACUUCAAAAAAGGGGGAGGUUAUUAAUUCGACUGUGUUUUUUUUGUGUUACCUCAUGACUUUGCUGGGUGAAUCGAUUUUAAUGAUGAUUUUUUAUUUGAAAGUGUGGCCCCGUUUAAAUUUGGUCUACUUCUGAAGAUUUGAUUUUAUGACAGUGUCGAGAAAAUUCUAUUUUAUAUGUCAUUUAUUACCGUAACAGUUUGUUUAUUUUAAAGGUCUUUAGACUAUCGAGAUUCUUAUCACACGCUAAAUUUGAAAUUAGCAUCUAUAAAAAUUUUAAUUCAAAAAAGUAUCAAUGUAUUACAUAUUGUGAAAAUACUGUAAGAAAACAUUUUUUUUUUAGUUAAAGACUUCUUUCGGCAGUUUGGAAUUUGGAAAAGAAAAAAAAAAAUGAACAUUCGAAAUUCGAAUUUUUACACAAUUAUUAAUUCAUACAUUUUCGCUAUACUGUAAUGAAUUAUAUUAAUGAUAGUAGAACUACUUCUGAUACUAUUUUUACAGAAAAAAUUGCGCAUUUUUUGUCCGUUUUAAUUGUUAAAAUAUAAUCUGAAGCCUUUGAUUAUAUAUCAAGUAAGUCGUCACCCCAUAGUUGCUGCUUAGAAAAGUUAUCUCCGUCGUAUGAAUAUUAAACGCAAAUAAUCCUAUUCAAACUAAUAUAAAACAUAGCCCGUUUAUUUAUAACAAUAUUAUAAAUUACAGAGUACAGAUAAACGACGAAAAACAAACCAUUUGAAUAGUUCCAAGGUUCCAUAACUCUACAAACACACAAAUAUAACAAUACUAGCUGCGCCCCACGGUUCCACCCGCGUAAGUCCGUAUCCCGUAAGAAUAUCGGGAUAAAAAGUUUCCUAUCUGUUAUUCCAAUGGUCCAGCUAUCUACGUACCAUAUUUCAUUGCAAUCAGUUCAGUAGCUUUUGUGUAAAAGAGUAACAAACGUACACACACCCUUACAAAUUUUCGCAUUUAUAAUAUUAGUUGGAGUUGAGUACUGACUCUGACUUACUGACUUACACUAGAAAUUGGCGCAGACCCUCUGUUAGAUGAAGCCAAAGAGAAAAAAGAUAUCUAAUAAGAUAUCUAAUAAUCAAAGGCUAAUGAUAAUAUAAUCAACAUGACAAUUUUGUAUAACAUUUCAUAGUUAUUAUCUGGUACUGUUUGGUUUAAUUGUACAUCCUAACCUCUUAGCUAGAUAUUUUUCAUACAGUGUUAAAUAUACCGAAAUUUAUUUUAUUUUAAAGCUCAUAUGAAGUUUGAAUUUAUUUGUUGUAAAACACAUAUAAAUGUAUUAAAAUGUAAUAAAUUUGUACGGAUGAAACAAGAAUCAUAUAGCUUUUUAAAAAUUUGGCGAUCACCUAAUAUUCACUUGUGCAUUAUGACUUAUUCACAAGACAUUGUUAACACAGAAUUGUGUGUAUGUUUUUGUUUUAAUUGUACAGUUGACAAAACUCGUGUCGAAUAUUUAAUAUUUCGCGUCAUUAUACAAAUUUGAAUCUUAUGCAAUGGUAUGGUAGAGAUCAAAUUUAUUUUAUCCCACAUUAAGCUCUUACGAUGUUUUGUUAUGUCUAAGAUAUUGAUUGUUAUUGUUUCGUUUAGUGUUUUUAAAUCAUCUUAAAUCUUGUCCGUUAUUUCUUAGAUAAUAUAAGUUACUUUUAAAAAUUACAAGCAUCUGUCCAACUUAUUAACUGUUUUCGAAUGUGUCAAAAUAUUUGAAAUUAAAAAGAAGCAAAAGAUAUUUGUCCAAUAUUUUUAUGUUUAGGUAAAAGUAUGAGAAACCUGAUAUGUUUUGAAGGCGUUUAGUUCUUUUCUCAGCAUGAGAUUUCGGCCUAAAAUUAUAUUCUGUUAUAUAUAAUAUUAUAGUUUAUUCUUACGUUUAGUUAUGAGCAAAAAAUACGUAUUCAAUGUGGAAUGUUAAUCUUCUAAACUAAAAGAUAAAAUUGUAAUAAUGAAAUAUCACUUAAAUAUUUUUAUAGAAAUAUUCACAAAGGCCGUAUUAUAUUAAAAGAUCCAUCAAUCUGUUCUGUCAACUGUAAAUCGAAGUGUUUUAGAAUAUGUCCUCUCAAUGGUGCAAAAUUUGGUUCUUUAAAUAUAAUUUUUAAUAAUAA
Messenger RNA from Zerene cesonia (dogface butterfly), 4293 nucleotides. It is a transcript of the gene spag, whose product is annotated as RNA polymerase II-associated protein 3-like. The coding region runs from base 25 to 1467 and encodes 480 amino acids. Gene Ontology annotation, molecular function: protein binding. NCBI's taxonomy places the organism in Eukaryota, Metazoa, Arthropoda, Insecta, Lepidoptera, Pieridae. The transcript has 10 exons. The record is from RefSeq and is a predicted model, not a curated record.